Hyla sarda is the source of this 2768-nucleotide messenger RNA. RefSeq names its product biliverdin reductase A (gene BLVRA). The record is from RefSeq and is a predicted model, not a curated record. Gene Ontology annotation, molecular function: biliverdin reductase [NAD(P)H] activity; zinc ion binding; nucleotide binding. Gene Ontology annotation, cellular component: cytoplasm. Gene Ontology annotation, biological process: heme catabolic process. The transcript has 8 exons. NCBI's taxonomy places the organism in Eukaryota, Metazoa, Chordata, Amphibia, Anura, Hylidae. The coding region runs from base 238 to 1107 and encodes 289 amino acids.
UGCGCGCUCCCGACCUCCACAGAGAGCUGGACAGCGACAGCUGAUGGUGAGGAGGUGAGAGCGGUCUCCCGGGCCGGGUGUGUGGAGGGCAUACAGGGACUGUAAUGCUAAGGACUGCGGGGGAAACUCUGGGGCUCAGCACACACCUCCUCGGACUGAUCUCGGGAACCAGUACAUGUCCACCUUCAGACACAGGAGGUUCUAUCGAGAGCAAAGUUACAUAGAAAGAGUGACACAAUGUUUGGUGCCGUGGUUGUCGGAAUUGGCAUUGCUGGCUCUGUGAGGAUCAGAGAUCUCCUAAACCCUAUGCAGUCAAGCCCUUCUGAAAAUCUGAAACUUCUAGGCUUUGUGUCUCGGAGGGACCUUGGCCAGUAUAAUGGUGUGAAGCAGGUCAGCCUGGAUGAGGCACUUCAGAAUUGUGAGGUUGAUGCUGCCUUCAUCUGUACAGACAAUCAGAACCACGAGCAAAGCAUCAGGAGUUUCUUGGAGGCUGGUAAGCAUGUUCUUGUAGAGUACCCAAUGGCACUGUCUGCACAAGCAGCACAUGAAUUGUUUCAGUUGGCUGAUCAGAAAGGUAAAGUGUUACAUGUGGAACAUAUUGAGCUUCUUACAGAAGAAUUCAAUCAGCUGAAAAAGGAAGUAGCUGGCAAGGAACUAGUAGAGGGAGUCCUGCAUUUCACUGGUGGACCUCUAGAUGAGCAGAAAUCGGGGUUCCCUUCUUUUAGUGGCAUUGCUAGGAUAACAUGGCUGGUUGAUCUCUUUGGAAGUUUAUCUGUUACCUCAGCCAAGAGAGAAGAGAAUGAAGAGAAGUACUGCAAGCUGACUGCAAAUUUCACUACUGCAGACAACAGACCACUUACUUGGAUUGAAGAAAGGGCCCCAGGCUUGAAGCGUGAAAAAAAAGUCAAUUUUACCUUUAAGUCUGGUAAACUGGACACCUUACCUCCAGCCCCCAGGGCUGCUGUGGGGCCCUUCAUGCAGGAUCAGAACCUGUUUGCACGCAAACUUCUGGGACAGGUAUCCAAGGAGGAUCUAGCAGCCGAGAAGAAGCGCAUCCUACACUGCAUUGAUCUGGCUGAAAAGAUAAAGCAGUAUUGUCAGCACUGAGUCUACAAAUGCAAUACCCAGUAACUCAGACAUGGGGCAAAUAUGGCGGCCAAAAGAGAUUGUACAUCAAGGCUUUCUUUUUCCAUAUUGACACUUUAAAAUGAAGCAUUGUGUUUGCCUUUUAGAAAAGGGUAACUUCUUAUCAUUAAGCUAUUUUUAUAAAAAUGUGCCUAGCACUGAGGGAUGUCUACUGUCUUGCACAGGCAUUCUCAGGAGUAUUGUCAUAUUUCCCAUAACUUUGUGCACUGUUAGUAACUGUACCUUUAGAUAAGCACACCUUUAUGCCGCCUUAAAAAGGGACUUCGGCCAUUUGCCACUGUACAGAUUAUAAAACCUCAAGACUGACUUUAGAAUUGUAAUAGGAGGUAAAGGGAUUCCAAAAAGGUAACAUAAUGUGCCUGAUCAUGAGAUUCACCAUUAAUUUUUUUUUUUUUUUUUACAGGAGACCUAUAAAAAGGGGAAAAUGCAGCCUAAGGGUACGUUCCCACAUUGCGUAUACGCAGCAUAUUUCACGCUGUGCAAAAUCUGCAGCAGAAGUGGGAAAUACGCUGCGUAUCCCUCGCUCACCAUACACACAAGGCUUUCCAGCAGCAGCCCGAUGUGUGUAGUGAGUAAGUCAUGUCACAGUCACGCCGACCGCGCCUCAAAAACUCACUGCACACAUAGGGCUGCCGCCUGAAAGCCUUGUGUGUGUAUGGUGAGCGAGGGAUACGCAGCACAUUUCCCGCUGCUGCAGAUUUUGCACAGCGUGAAAUACGCUCCGUAUAUGCCAGGUGGGUACGUACCCUGAAUGUGGAGGCUAAUAGUGCCUUUAAAUAAAUAUUUUUUUUCAGCUGCUAUCUGUUUUAGUGAAUAGAUGAUGGUCCAGAAAAUGCCACAAAGAAAAAUGCAUUGCCUGUAGUGUGUUUAAUACAAUGUUUUUAGGUAAGAGAAAACACUGAGUGAAGUUGUAUGCCAUUUUGAAGCAGUUUUUUUGGAAAAUGCCAGAAGUGGAUCACAAAGGAGGAAUUUCUUAAAGGGGUACUCUACUGGAAAACUUUUUUUUUUUUUUAAUCAACUGGUGCCAGAAAGUUAAACAGAUAUUUGUAAAUCACUUCUAUUACAAAAUCUUAAACCUUCCAGUACAUAUCAGCUGCUGUAUAAUCCUCUAAGUUCUUUGCUUUUUGAAUUUCCUUUCUCUGACCACAGUACUCUCUGCUGACACCUCUGUCCAUGUUAGGAACUGUCCAGAGCAGGGUACAUUUUCUAUGGGGAUUUUCUCCUAAAAUGGACCAAGGUGUCAGCAGAGAGCACUGUGAAAAGAACUUCCUGUGGAUCAUACAGCAGCUGAUAAGUACUGGAAGGAUUAAGAUUUUUUUAAUAGAAGUAACAUACAAAUGUAGAAAAUAAGUGUGCAGCUCACAACCGAGAAUCCGAGGUAUAAGUGGUUAAAGGAUCGAUCCCCACCGAUCCAAAAUUAAGAGAGAUUAUAGAAAUAUAUUAACCACACCUCAAGGAUCUCACCAUACAAGAUGGUACACAACAAUAAUUGGAAACAAUGUAUUUCAAAAAGUUGUAAAAUGUAUUAUACAAUUUAGACCAUAGGUUUACACAAAACAUAAAAUCACAACUGUGUUUAAAAGAAUGUAAAUGUAUUAAGAAUGGAGGACGGCACUCACCCA